Molecule: messenger RNA, 2954 nt
Organism: Guyanagaster necrorhizus
Lineage: Eukaryota; Fungi; Basidiomycota; Agaricomycetes; Agaricales; Physalacriaceae
Exons: 10
Coding region: 130-2814 (894 amino acids)
Biological process (GO): protein refolding; protein unfolding; cellular heat acclimation
Cellular component (GO): cytoplasm; cytosol
Molecular function (GO): ATP hydrolysis activity; protein-folding chaperone binding; ATP binding
Source: RefSeq, a predicted model, not a curated record
GAAUGUCCUAGAAAGUUCGACAUUGUCGAAUCGUCCAGAAUAUGCGGUUGGCAAAUGAGUGUUUGAAUAAAAAGGCUUCGACCUGACCUGAUAUCAUUCUUCACCGUUUAUACCUUUUUCCUCAUCAUCAUGUCGAGCAAUUUCGAUCUUACCGACAAGACAAACGAAACUCUGACCGCUGCCAUGCAGCUGGCCAAAGAUUCUGCAAACGCUCAGGUUGCACCAGCUCACAUUGCCUUUGUCCUUCUUAACGAAGAAGGCUCAGGAGCACCUUUGUUUGCUUCUGUGAUUGAAAAGGCCGGAGGAGACACAUCGGUAGUGAAGCGUGCUCUGAAGAAGGUCAUCGUUCGACUACCUACACAGAGUCCUCCGCCAGAUGAGACCUCGCUCAGCUCCGCCUCCCUCAAGGUUCUGCGGGAAGCGCAGAGCCUUCAGAAGACGAUGAACGAUUCCUACAUUGCCCAGGAUCAUCUUCUUCAGGCCCUUCUCAAGGACCCUUCCAUUGCGCCAGUUAUCAGAGAGGCCGGUCUCACCGAAGCCACCCUCAAGACCGCCAUCCAACAAAUCCGCGGCAACCGUCGAGUCGAAUCCAAGAAUGCCGAAGCAGGUUUUGAUGCUCUACACAAGUAUGCUGUAGACUUGACUGCCUUAGCAGAAGAGGGCAAGAUUGAUCCUGUCAUUGGUCGUGACAAUGAGAUCCGGCGGGCAAUUCGUAUUCUUUGUCGAAGGACAAAGAAUAAUCCAGUUCUCAUUGGUGAACCCGGUGUCGGCAAAACAUCCAUUGCUGAAGGCCUCGCUCAACGAAUCGUCAAGCGCGAUGUCCCCGCCAGUCUUUUCUGUCGCUUAUUCUCCCUCGACAUGGGUGCGCUCAUGGCGGGUGCCAAGUACAAGGGGGAGUACGAAGAACGUAUCAAGGCUGUCUUGGACGAGGUCGACAAAGCUGCUGAAAACGGAGGCACAGGAGUCAUCCUUUUCAUCGACGAGCUGCAUCUCAUUAUGGCUGGCAGAGGCGCAGAAGGUGGCGGUAUGGAUGCCGGCAACCUCUUCAAACCUCUGCUCGCUCGUGGCAAACUCAGGUGCAUUGGCGCUACUACCCUUGCCGAGUACCGGAAAUACAUUGAGACGGACGCAGCAUUGGAACGACGAUUCGCUCAAGUCAUCGUAAACGAGCCUACGGUAUCAGAGACGAUCAGUAUUCUUCGUGGCAUCCGGGAAAAGUAUGAGGUCCAUCAUGGUGUCAGGAUCCUGGACCCUGCUUUGAUUUCCGCAGCGACGUUGGCGCAUCGUUAUUUGACAUCACGGCGUUUACCCGAUUCUGCCAUUGAUCUUGUAGACGAAGCAUGCGCUAGCGUACGCGUCACGCGGGAGACUGAGCCUGAAGAGAUCGAUAAGCUGCAGCGUCGCCUACUUGAACUUCAGGUCGAGAUUCAUGCGUUGGAGCGAGAGAAGGAUGCGGCUAGCAAAGAGCGUCUUGUCCUUGCACGAAAAGCCAUUGCCACUGUCGAGGAUGAGCUGAAGCCCUUGAAAGCAGCGUACGAGGCUGAAAAGAAGAGAGGCGAUGAAGUCAAUGUCGUCAGACGUAGGAUUGACGAGUUGAAAGCAAAGGCGGAGGAGGCAGAAAGAAGAUAUGAUCUUGCCACCGUUUCUGACUUGAGAUAUUACGCGUUACCUGAUCUGGUGGCGCGCCUAAAGCAGCUGGAGGACAAGAAAGCUGCAGAAGACGCCACCGCUGAAGGUGGAGGAUCAGACACUGUCACUUCGGAGCACAUUGCGGAGAUUGUUGCGCGCUGGACGUCUAUCCCAGUGACAAGGCUCAUGUCUUCAGAGCGGGAGAAGCUUCUAAGGAUGGAGAAGAUACUGUCGGAGAGCGUUGUCGGUCAGACGGAGGCCGUCAAGGCUGUAGCCAACGCCAUACGACUUUCCCGGAGCGGAUUGUCAAAUCCGUCGCGCCCAAUCGCUAGCUUCUUGAUGGCGGGACCGUCGGGCACCGGGAAAACCCUCAUGGCUAAAACCCUCGCCACACUUCUCUUCGACUCGGCUGAUGCAAUGAUUCGUAUCGAUGGUUCGGAGUACUCUGAGAAGCAUUCCAUUGCACGCUUGAUCGGCGCACCACCUGGAUACGUUGGUCAUGACGCUGGAGGUCAAUUAACAGAGUACAUUCGUAGGAAGCCCUACAGCAUCGUCUUGAUCGACGAGGUAGAGAAGGCCUGCCGGGAAUUCGUCACUCUUUUCUUGCAGGUUCUUGACGAUGGUCGAUUGACCGACGGUCAAGGCAGAGUCGUCGACUUCCGUAACACUGUCAUCAUCAUGACCUCGAAUUUGGGUGCAGCAUUUCUCAAUGACAUGGGCGAAGGAUCUGUGACAUCUCAGACAAGAUCCUUGGUCAUGGGCGCCAUCCAGGCACACUUCCCUCCAGAGUUUGUCAACCGUGUUGAUGAAAUCAUUGUCUUCCGUGCAUUGUCACGAAAGCAUGUUCUUAAGAUCGUUGAUAUUCGGUUGCAAGAGGUGCAAGAGCGUCUCUCAGAGAGGAAGAUAGCUAUCGAUCUUGAUGCAGCCGCCAAACAGUACCUUAUGUCUGUCGGGUACUCGCCGGUCUAUGGUGCGCGACCUCUGAACCGAGCAAUUCAGAGUGAGCUUCUCAAUCCACUGUCGAUGAUGAUACUGUCGGACCGUGUCCGUGAUGGAGAGGUUGUGCAGGUGCGCUUUGAUGGACCUCACAACCGUCUUACCAUCAUCCCCAAUCAUGAGGGAACGGCUGUUGAGGACGCAUAUAUGGAUGUCGAUGAUGACAUCGCAAUUGAAGAGAUGGAUUAGUCUUGAAAUAUUGUAUCUGCAUAGUAGUGUAUUUAUCAUGGAUUUGCUAGCAUCACCUGUAUUAUAGUAGCAUCUCAACAUUUUUUGGGUUCAACGUGGUUCAACGUACUCUGGAUUCUGAGAAUCAAAAAUGAUUUGUA